Molecule: messenger RNA, 1713 nt
Organism: Chaetomium globosum CBS 148.51
Lineage: Eukaryota; Fungi; Ascomycota; Sordariomycetes; Sordariales; Chaetomiaceae
Exons: 4
Coding region: 1-1713 (570 amino acids)
Molecular function (GO): sulfuric ester hydrolase activity
Source: RefSeq, a predicted model, not a curated record
AUGGCUCCAGACCUCAACUCGCUCCCGGCUUCGCCCCUUCCGGGCAAGCCCGUCAACCUCACGCGUGGUGGUGGUGGCGCAACCAAUGGCGCGACCAAUGGCGCACCAGUCCCGGGGAAGAAGCAGCCCAACAUCCUGUACAUCAUGGCGGACCAGCUAGCGGCGCCCCUCCUCAAGAUGUACAACCCGGACUCGCAGAUCCUGACCCCCAACCUGGACGCGCUGGCGGCGCGGUCGGUGCAGUUCGACUCGGCGUACUGCCCGUCACCGCUGUGCGCGCCGUCGCGCAUGAGCAUGAUCACGGGCCUGCUGCCCAUGAAGAUCGGGGCCUUUGACAACGCGGCGCCCAUCUCGAGCGACAUCCCCACCUACGCCCACUACCUGCGCAUGCAGGGCUACCACACCGUGCUCGCCGGCAAGAUGCACUUUAUCGGCGACCAGCUGCACGGCUACGAGUCCCGCCUCACCAGCGAUAUCUACCCGGGCGACUACGGCUGGGCCGUCAACUGGGACGAGCCCGACACCCGCCUCGAGUGGUAUCAUAAUGCCAGCUCCAUCCUGCAGGCGGGCACCUGUGUGCGGAGUAACCAGUUGGACUAUGAUGAGGAGGUCAUGUACCGGUCGACGCAGUUCUUAUAUGACCACGUCCGCGAGGGGCCGGGGGCCAGGCCCUUCUGCUUGACCGUUUCCUUGACGCACCCCCACGACCCGUACACCAUUGAGGAAAAGUACUGGGACCUCUACGAGGGUGUCGACAUUGACCUGCCCAAGGUCAAGAUCCCCAAGGAGGAGCUCGACCCGCACAGCAAGCGCUUGAUGAAGGUGUGCGACCUCUGGGAUACCGAGUUCACCGAUGAGCAAAUCAAGCGGGCCAGGCGGGCGUACUAUGGCGCCGUCAGCUACGUCGACGACUGCAUCGGCAGGCUGUUGGAUGUGCUCAAGAAGUGCAAGCUAGACGAGGACACUAUCAUCGUCUUCAGCGGCGACCAUGGCGACAUGCUCGGCGAGCGCGGGCUUUGGUACAAGAUGAGCUACUUCGAGUCGUCGGUCCGCGUGCCGCUGCUCGUCUCCCACCCCAAGCAAUUUGCCCCGCGGCGCGUCACCUCCAACGUCUCCACCCUCGACAUCCUGCCCACCAUGUGCGACUUCGUCGGCACUAAGCCCGCCUCCUUCCUACCCAUGGACGGCGUAUCGCUGCUCCCGCACCUCCAGAACGCGCCCGAGGGCGGGCACGACGAGGUGUUCGCGGAGUACACGGGCGAGGGCACGGUGCGGCCGAUGAUGAUGAUCCGGCGCGGCAAGUGGAAGUACGUGACGUGCCCGGCGGACGGCGCGCAGCUGUACGACCUCGAGGCGGACCCGCUCGAGGUGGCCGACCUGGUGCGCAGCGGCGCCGUCGUCGCCGACGAGAAGACGCGCCGCGUCUUUGAAGGGUUCGAGGCCGAGGCCCGCGCCAAGUGGGAUUUUGACGCCAUCACUGCCCAGGUCUUCCACUCGCAGCGCCAGCGCCGCCUGGUCUGGUCGGCCCUGACCAAGGGCAAGUUCACGAGCUGGGACUUUGAUCCCGUGGAUGAUGGCCGGGAGAAGUACAUUCGCUCCCACAUCCCGCUUGACGACCUCGAGCGUAGAGCUCGCUUCCCGGCCGUGGACGCGUUUGGGCGGGAGACGGGCUCGGUCAUCGUUACCGACCAGGCAGGCUCGCAUGGGCAGUAG